Messenger RNA from Poecile atricapillus (Black-capped chickadee), 737 nucleotides. Its product is annotated as DNA damage-inducible transcript 3 protein-like. The record is from RefSeq and is a predicted model, not a curated record. Bases 1 to 732 code for a protein of 243 amino acids. Lineage: Eukaryota; Metazoa; Chordata; Aves; Passeriformes; Paridae. Gene Ontology annotation, molecular function: transcription factor binding; RNA polymerase II cis-regulatory region sequence-specific DNA binding; DNA-binding transcription activator activity, RNA polymerase II-specific. Gene Ontology annotation, cellular component: cytoplasm; CHOP-C/EBP complex; CHOP-ATF4 complex. The transcript is spliced from 4 exons. Gene Ontology annotation, biological process: positive regulation of intrinsic apoptotic signaling pathway; negative regulation of transcription by RNA polymerase II; ER overload response.
AUGCUUCCCUGCCAAUCACGGGUCUCGCGCUCCCAUUGGCUGCUGCCAGCGCGAGCGUUGCGUCAGGCUGCUCUUAAAGCGGCGCGGCGGGGGGGGCAGGGCGCAGCGCGGGACGAUGCGGACGAGGAUGAACCGGGGACAGCGAGGGGAGCGGGGCCGGGGGGAGCCGGGACCACCCAGAAAGGCAUCCAGGAGAAAGUGUGGCCUCGCCGACCACCACACCUGAGAGCAGCCUGUGCUGGGCCCGACGUGACAAUGGCGGCCGAGGGGCUGUGGGGGCCGGGCGGCCCCCCCGGCUGGGAGCUGGAGGGGUGGUACCAGGACCUGCAGGAGGUGCUGGCGGCGGAGCCCCCCGGAACCGCCCCCACCUGGGGGCCCGAGCAGGUGGAACCGGGCCCGGGGGGCUGCGGGCUGGACCUGGCUCUGGCCGAGGAGCUGCUGGCGCUGCUGGGGCCGGAGGGAGCGGCUCCAGCGGAACCCCCGGGCGCGGCCCCCGGCGGGAGCGGCCCGGCCCGGCCGGGCCCCGCCGAGGAGGAGGAGGAAGAGCGGGGGGCGCGGAGGAAGCGGCGCGGCGGCCCCGGGGCUCCGCGGGAGCGGGACGGGGAGCGGCGGGUGCGGGAGCUGACGGCGCACAACGAGCGGCUCCGUGCGGAGAUCCAGCGGCUCAGCGCCGAGGUGCAGCGCACCCGGGCCGCGCUCAUCGACCGCAUCGUCAACCUGCGCCAGGUGUAGCGGCU